Pygocentrus nattereri (red-bellied piranha) is the source of this 3008-nucleotide messenger RNA. It is a transcript of the gene vps45, whose product is annotated as vacuolar protein sorting 45 homolog. Lineage: Eukaryota; Metazoa; Chordata; Actinopteri; Characiformes; Serrasalmidae. Gene Ontology annotation, biological process: intracellular protein transport; vesicle-mediated transport. The record is from RefSeq and is a predicted model, not a curated record. The coding region runs from base 274 to 1971 and encodes 565 amino acids. The transcript has 15 exons. Gene Ontology annotation, cellular component: Golgi membrane.
CAGUUGUUGUGGUGAAUGUUUCCAGUUCUUUACUCUGAAGGGUGAUUUCAGCAGAUCCAAGAUCAGGCUGCCAAUCUAUUACAAACACCGGAACUAUCCCCGGUUUCAUGGGCGAUCCAGGCAGUUUUUGUUCAUUGUCAACAAAAUAAUCUGCUACGCGGCGAACGGGCUGAAGGGCCGGCGGUGUUCACGCGCAGCGCUUACAUCUGAGCUGUUUACUCUCAGCUGAAGGAAACCGUGUAAACAGACGCAGGACGACACAGCGCUGACAAAAUGAACGUCACUUUAGCAGUAAAGCAGUAUAUCUCCAAAAUGAUAGAAAGCAGCGGUCCAGGAAUGAAGGUUUUGCUCAUGGACAAAGAGACAACCAGCAUUGUGAGUAUGGUCUACACACAGUCUGAGAUCCUGCAGAAAGAGGUCUACCUGUUUGAGAGGAUUGACUCUCAAAACCGAGACAACAUGAAACAUCUGAAGGCCAUCUGCUUCCUGCGACCAACCAAGGAAAAUGUAGAGAAUCUGAUUCAAGAGCUGCGCCGUCCCAAAUACAGCGUCUAUUUCAUCUAUUUCAGCAACGUCAUAAGUAAGAGUGAAGUAAAGGCUUUGGCGGAGGCUGAUGAGCAGGAGGUCGUUGCAGAGGUGCAGGAGUUCUAUGGAGACUUCAUCGCUGUGAAUCCUCAUCUCUUCUCCCUCAACUUACAAGGAGUAGCCAGGGGUCGCAGUUGGGAGCCCACUGUUCUUCCACGUGUCACUCAAGGCUUGACCUCUGUGCUGUUGUCUUUGAAGAAAUGUCCCAUGAUCCGCUACCAGCUUUCCUCUGACAUGGCCAAGAGACUGGCUGAGAGUGUUAAACAAAUCAUCACCAAGGAGUAUGAGCUAUUUGACUUCAGAAAAACUGAAGUGCCUCCUCUUCUCCUGAUACUGGACAGAAGUGACGAUGCUAUCACACCCCUUCUCAACCAGUGGACGUAUCAGGCUAUGGUUCAUGAGCUGCUGUGUCUCAACAACAACCGAAUAGACCUUUCUAGAGUUCCUGGUAUUAACAAAGACCUGAAGGAGGUGGUGCUGUCUGCAGAGAAUGAUGAGUUCUACGCCAAUAACUUAUAUCUGAACUUUGGUGAGAUUGGAACAAACAUUAAGAACUUAAUGGAGGACUUCCAGAAGAAGCGGCCGAAGGGCCAACAGAAACUGGAGUCUAUUACUGACAUGAAGGCGUUUGUGGAUAAUUACCCACAGUUUAAGAAAAUGUCGGGCACAGUGAGCAAGCAUGUAACCGUUGUGGGAGAACUGUCACGUCUGGUCAGUGAGAGGCAACUGAUGGAGGUGUCUGAGGUGGAGCAGGAGCUGGCCUGCCAGAAUGACCACUCCAAUGCCCAACAGAAUGUGCGGCGUCUGCUGCAGAACCCACGGGUGUCAGAGCUGGAUGCGGUGAGGCUGGUGAUGUUGUACGCUCUGCGCUAUGAGAGACACAGCAGCAGCAUCCUCUCCAGCCUCAUGGAAGAACUUAACAGGAGAGGGGUGUCUGAAAAAUACCGCAAGAUAGUACAGGCCAUGAUUGACUAUGGAGGAAAACGGGUUAGAGGAAGUGAUCUUAUCACCCCUACAGAUGCUGUGGCCAUCACAAAACAGUUUUUCAAAGGGCUUAAGGGUGUUGAGAAUGUCUACACACAACACCAGCCUCUGCUGCAUGACACACUGGAUCAGCUGAUUAAAGGCCGUUUGAAGGACAGUCAGUUCCCCUACCUCGGGCCAAGCUCUCUGCGGGACAGGCCGCAAGACAUUAUUGUCUUCAUAAUUGGAGGAGCCACCUAUGAAGAAGCCCUAACAGUUUAUAACCUGAACCGCACCAUGCCAGGUGUGCGUAUCGUACUGGGAGGGACAACCAUUCACAACACUAAGAGCUUCAUGGAGGAGGUGGCAUUAGCAGCAGGCUCGGGGCAUGGAGGAGCCAGUCGUCCACCUACCAGACGCUGAGCGUUUGUCCAUAGCUCUCUUAUUAAUGCAUAGGUUACAAUUGCUGUGUGUCAUCUGAGCCUAAAAGUUGAGUUCAUGCUCCCAUCACUCCUACUGCACACAUUCCUCUCCAGUAACAUGAACAGGAAAUACUCUGCUAUCUUUGAAAGACAUGAUGUCAUCCAUGCAUCCAUCUCUGAGUAUGUUACAAAAAAUCUUGAAUAGUAAGCCAUGCCCUGUACGUAACGUUGUCGUGCACUUAAUAGGAUGAGAACAGCUGGUCUCCAUGGUAGUGGUAGUUCCACUUUACAUUACUGCAGUGUUUUCCAACUCAGUUCUGCUUGUUAUCACAUAUUCUCCAACUAAAUUAUGUCUUCAGACAGUCUUAACUGUCUGAAUUGGGUAUUCUAACGUCAGGUAAGGAAUGGGGGCAGAAGUCCAGCACAGUCCAUGACAGUAAAUCUCCAGGAAGAGUUUGGUAACCAUUGCAUUUGUGUUCCUAAUGCCCAUAUGUGUGGAUACAGAGAUACCUACUGUUCUUUUUAAUCAGUACUAUAUCAUACCAAUGAAUGUCUUUAAAAAGGCAACUGUAUGUAUUUGCUUUGGGUGUAAUUAUUUGGACUGUAAAGUUGUCUGUAGUUAAUGUAGUACUUAUUAGAAGCUACUAACUGUGUAAUAGUCAUAACAUCAUACUAUGUUUUAAUUUUCCUCACCACUAACAAUUAGUGUUUAUACUACCAAAAUGAAUUGGAUUUGUAUAUGACAUGUUUCUCUUUCUACAAACCUUUGACUUAUUAUUUGUGAUGGUUGGUAGGAGCAUCCAGAAAAUAAACACCCAGAAUGGACACAUGAACAUUUACACUUCUACAAUAAGUCUUGAAUACAGAUCAUCUCUGUAGGCUGCAUCACUUAAAUUUUGUGUGAGUGUAUGUGCCCUCCUGUAUGUCCUUACAUUUUAUUUUUGUACAGCAUGAUAUACUUUAAGUUGUUCUGAAGAGAUGAUGAAUAUUUUAUGACAAAGCCUAAUAAACAAAAUAAGUGCUGGUGAUGAAGAUGAA